This is a messenger RNA of Rhagoletis pomonella (apple maggot), 4263 nucleotides long. Its product is annotated as zinc finger protein 62 homolog. Lineage: Eukaryota; Metazoa; Arthropoda; Insecta; Diptera; Tephritidae. The transcript has 9 exons. Gene Ontology annotation, biological process: regulation of transcription by RNA polymerase II. Gene Ontology annotation, molecular function: RNA polymerase II cis-regulatory region sequence-specific DNA binding; DNA-binding transcription factor activity. Bases 166 to 3912 code for a protein of 1248 amino acids. The record is from RefSeq and is a predicted model, not a curated record.
CAUUUGAAAAUCGCAUGCGAUAAUUGAAACAUGUGUACAUAAAUAAUCGGUUUGCCGAGACGUAUGGCUUGAACUGAAUUAGCAGCACUGAUGAAAAUUUGUUGACAAUUGGCAUAUAAACAAAAUUGCUUAUCAAAAGUCAAGGUUUUUUUUUUUUUAAGGAAAAUGCUGCGAAAUUGUACGCUGCCUUCUAGUUAUGAACAAACUAGGACCAGCGUAAGAUGCGGAGAAAUUAUUUGUUACGACAAUGCGAACUUCACUAUAAUUUGUGUGCUAUGCAAGAUGAAGCUCUUUGAGUUCGAUGACUUCAUGUUGCAUUACCAGAACGUGCACUUGCGAGGCACUGUGCAUGACAGCGAUAGUGAUAAAGAUGGUGAACUUGAGGCAUGUAUAAAAGACGAGGAGUUUGAAAAUGUGGAGUAUUUAGCUGAAUUGGACGAAUGUGGCGUAAGCCCCAAAUGUGAAAUCAAGCCAGUAAGCAUACUGAGCGAAGCCACAACAAGCGAGAAGAAAAUUAUGUCACCUAAAAGAGAAACGGUGGAAGAGGAUGAUGGGGACAAUCCAAAUGAAUAUGACAUUACAGAAGAUGCUGGGACUAUGUCUGACGACGAAUUCGAUGAUGACGAUGUUGAAGAUUUGGAUGUGAAUAAUGGAAACGACGAUAAUGUUAUUUUGAAAAAGCCUAGAAAGCCAAAAGAGUACUCUUGUGCGCACUGCCAAAAAUCUUAUACCACUGAACGAAUACUGAAGCUUCAUAUAAACAUGAAGCAUCUGAGACCAAAGGACUUCAAAUGCGAUCAAUGCGAAGCUGAGUUCACAGAGCAGAGAUCUUUGGACUCGCAUAUACGAAAGGAACAUAUAGGGUUUUCGUGUACACAAUGUAACCGUGCUUAUAAAAAUUCGCGAUCCUUACGUGUACACCUAAAAUCACAUAAAGGUUUGAAGGAAUUUGUAUGUAAUUUUGAGAAUUGUGGUAAGGCCUUUGUUACUUCAUCACGUCUCAAAGUCCAUCAAAGAAUUCAUACGGAUGAACGAAAUUAUAUAUGCGAAAUAUGCGGAUAUCGUACACGGCAAAAGGAUGCACUUGUUGUACAUAAGAGGACCCACACCGGGGAAAAACCUUUUGAAUGUGCCACAUGUGGGCGGCGAUUUAUGUCGGCCUCUUUACUUAAUGAACACAAGCCAAUGCACUCUACAGAACGUCCACAUAAGUGUGAUGUAUGUGGAGCCGCAUUUUCUCGCAGCAAAGCAUUAUAUCAUCACAAACAUUUGCAUUUAGGAAUCAAAAAAUUUGUCUGCAAGUUGUGCGGGCGUGCUUAUGCCCAAAUGGCAGGACUGGCGGGUCAUAUGCGACAGCAUAAAGCGGAGGAACAUAGCCUUCUCUCGAAUACCUACAAUGUGGCGUGUUGUUUGUGCGGCAUCAAAGUAGAGUUCGAGCAGUUCCCUCAACAUUUCCAAGAUGAGCAUCUGACGCCCAAAGACGAAAAAGUUGAAAAGAGUACCUCAAAUGUCUCUGAGACCAUCAAAGUUGACGUAGAUCCCAUAAAAAGCGAAGAAGAAUACCUCAGUGACGAUGGAGGGGAGUCUGUGGGCUUUGAUGCCCCAGAUUCGGAUCCCGACGAACCUACAGUUGAAGAGAAGCCAUUUGACUUCGUUGACUUACAGAAAUUAGAGGAGAGCAUUGAGGAGCGAGAAGAGAAGUCUAAGCGCAAAAAAGAUGUAGAUGAUGACGAUGAUAGUGACACAAAUUCAACCGAUGACAAAAGGGAUGCAAAUGAUGCGGAUUGGCACCCAAACGAUUCCUCAGAUGAGGAGAAACCAAAACCACAAGAAGAUAUUGAUUCACUUCCGUACCCUUGUCCGGACUGCAUGCGAUCAUACAAAACAAAACGCAGCAUGUUAACACAUCACCGACAAACCCAUAACCCGAAAAAAAGAAAGCCCAAGGAGCCAAAUAUGAAAUUCAAAUGUGAGGAAUGUGGUGAACUAUUCAGGGCUGAGAGAAAUUUGCGAGCCCAUAAGUGGAAACAUACCGGCAUUGUAUGCGAUAUUUGUGGCAAGAAAUUUUCACAAACUGGUAACCUGCAACGUCAUAAAAUUCGGCACACUGGCAUAAAGGCCCACAAAUGUCAGGAAUGUGGCAAUGAUUUCUUCACUGAUAAAGAGUUGAAGGCUCACAUGUUGCGCCAUACCGGCGAAAGGCCGGUAGUUUGUGAGAUUUGUGGAAAGCGUUGCCGUGACCACGGCGUUUAUAAAGCGCAUAUGCGUAGGCACACUGGAGAAAGGCCGGCGAAAUGCGAAGUUUGCGGCAAAGCAUUUUACAGCUUCCAUGAUCUGAAUGUACAUGCGGUAACACAUAGCAGCGAGCGGCCAUUCGCAUGCGACAUGUGUGGUUCAACAUUUCAAAGGAAGAAGUCUCUACGAGUACAUAAAAAGUUACAUUCUAAAGAUCGCAAACACGAAUGCAAAGUGUGCGGCAAAACGUUUGCGCAAUCAGGAGGCUUGAAUGCACAUAUGCGAACUCACGAUGCAGCAUUGAGUCGAAGUAUUGUGGGCACUGCCAGUGCAAUCGCUGGCACUGUUGCUUUAGAUGGUGUUGGUACUAGUGCCAGUAUGGCUCUGCCAAGUAGUGGAAUCGGGUUCGCCAUGCUUAAACUAUUUCCCGGCACCACAUUUGGUGGUCGCCCAAGUGCAAAAUGUGGGGAAAUCUACUGUCACAGCUCCGCCGAAUUUACCAUAGUUUGUUCGCUCUGCGGUUUGAAGGCAUUUCGCUAUGAGGACUUAUUGAUGCACUGCAAGAAAGUACACUUCGACAAUGAUUUAUUGCGGAUGGAGGAAGUCCUUCUCGAAGUGGCACCCUACUCGGCACCAAUGGUGAAAGAUGAGCUUAUAAUUGAAGACAACAAUUAUGACGCUGACUUCAUGGAAAUUACCGACUUUGGCAUAUCUAAUACUGAGAACGAUGCUAGAUUGCGCAUCAUUAACGAGGAGGAUAAUCAAGAUUGCGAGGAAAAUUUCCCACAAGUUCCUCGUCAAGAAACGGUUUACGAUGCUGGAUUGCGCAUCAUUAACGAGGAGGAUAAUCAUGAUUGGGAUGAAGAUUUCUCACCAGUUCCUCAUCAAGAAAAAGUAUACGAUGCUGGAUCGCGUAUCAUUAACGAGGAGGAUAGUCAUGAUUGGGAUGAAGAGAUCUCACCAGUUCCUAAUCAAGAAAAGGGUAAACAAAUUAAUGGUCGCCUAAUUGAAACAUACAAAUGUGAACUGUGUUCUCGUUCUUACAAAGGCAAACAGAUUUUGCGCCUACAUUUAGAAAAAUCACAUAAUCUUGAAAGGGGAAAAACUGUAGUUAUACAAAUGCAAAAAUGUGAGCAAUGUCCAAAGAAAUUUAAAACAUUGCGCAGAUUGGAAGAUCAUUACCUAACAGAUCAUGGUGGCAUGAAAUGUACGUUUUGUGAAAGGAGAUUAACGUCAAGGACAAAUCAGUUAAGACACAUUGAAACUCAUACGCACGGAACAGAGGGAAGAUUUGCCUGCGAUUACGAAAACUGCACGAAACGUUUCUUUAAACGUCGAAAAUAUGAAGCUCAUAAGCGAACCCACCUCGCAACCAAUAACUUCAUUUGUGAUAUAUGUGGCUAUUCUUGUGGAGUGCCUGAAAUGCUUAGGGUACAUUAUCGUUCGCACAAAAGAGAAAGGCCAUACGAUUGUGAGGAAUGUUGUAAACCCUUCAAAUCUAAAUGGGCACUCAGACAGCACGAAGUAACGCAUGCAAAACCACUGUAUCAUCAUAAGUUAAUGCAUCCAAAAGAGAAGAAAUUCAAAUGUGAGAUUUGCGGACAAGCAUAUUCGCAGCGGGCGGAACUGGAUGGACAUAUGAGACGGUAUCGUGAAGAUGGCCAAUGUUGUUAUUGAGAAAAACCAUUACCCUUUUGAGUGAGAACUUAUGAACUUUUUUGACUUGAAUAAAAAACUAAAGAAAAAAUGCCAAGAAAUUCUUGCCGCUUGCGCAAAAGCACACACACAGCGUUGCCGAACUGAUGUUUUCAGUCCGGAAGGAUGAAGAUCUAAGCCGAAAUUGGACAGAGAGAUAACAAGGUUCUUCGAAAGAAGUUACUCACCCGCAGGCUGCAUGCAGUUUACUGGCAAAUUAUUGAGUACGUUAACUGAAUGGAAGCCUAAGUGAAAAAAGAUAAUACGCUAAUUAUGUGGUCCGUGGAACAGCAAAAUGAAUUCAGACGCGGAAGUUGUGUUAGAACCAGCAAU